Molecule: messenger RNA, 3134 nt
Organism: Trifolium pratense (red clover)
Lineage: Eukaryota; Viridiplantae; Streptophyta; Magnoliopsida; Fabales; Fabaceae
Product: SNF2 domain-containing protein CLASSY 3-like
Exons: 4
Coding region: 1-3051 (1016 amino acids)
Biological process (GO): gene silencing by siRNA-directed DNA methylation
Molecular function (GO): ATP-dependent chromatin remodeler activity; ATP binding
Source: RefSeq, a predicted model, not a curated record
AUGUCUGAGGGUUGCUCAGAUGAUGUUAAAAAUGAAAACUUUAGCAAUGUAAAGUGUGGUUUCGAACGGGAAAACUCUGUUGAUGAAGAUGGAAGUGAGGAAAACUCUGAAGAUGAUUCUGGUGACAGUAGUGAAGAAAAUGAAACCAGUGAUGAAGAUUUUGAAGUUGAGGAAAACUCUGAAGAAGAUUCUGAUGAUAGUAGUGAAGAAAAUGAGACUGGUGAUGAAGAUUUUGAAGUUGAUGAGGUGAAUGAAAUUUCUGACAGUGAUGAAAACUCUUCUUUAUAUGUUGGUUAUUACAAUGUAAACUAUUACAAGAAAAAAUGUGAAAUUUCUACCAAACCAUUGGAGGAGGAAGAGAUUGAGAAGUGUUCAAUGAAGGGUUCUUCUUCAAAGGUUAAUGAAGUUUCUCAGAAACAGGAUAAGAAGAGUGUUGAUUCUUCUUCAAGGGCUUUUGUAGAUGAAAAUGAAAAGAAUAUUAAGGAGAAAUCUAGUUUAAGACAACAACAUAGUGUAUUCAUGGUUGAAGAUAUAGACAAAGACAAAGACAAUGGUAAAGCUAAUGCUAAUGACACUACGAGUCCUGGUGAUUCAGGUGAAGCAGAAUCACUCGCAGUGUCAUUACAAAAUGAAAAGUUAGCUAAACACAAAAUUGUGGAGAACAAGGGAAGGGGUAAGAGAGGUGGAAAUAGAAUUAGUAAUGGUAAGAAGAAGAAAAUCAUGGAUGACAAAAGUGGUCAAAGCAAGUUAAAAAAGGAGCUGCACAAACUUCUUGAGGAAUGGGAGUACUAUUUGGGAACCAAAAACACUAAGCAGAAUGGUGAUUCAGUUGUGUUGGAGGUGAAGGAUGAUGAUGGUGUUAACCGGCAAGAUACGCGUCCACAAGAUACUAUUUGGAGUCUUGGUAAAAAAGUUGAAGAAGCAGCGCCAAAAAUGGAGGAAGAAGAGUUGUGGGAUGAAAUGGAUAGAGUGAGGAGAGAAGAUGAAGUUGAAUCCAUGAUUGGCAAUAUAGGGACCAAUGUAGCUUCUAACAAAAACAUGGAAGAUACAUUUUCACUAUGUAACCAUGACACUCGUCUCGAUGAGGAGAUUGGAGUAUAUUGCAGGUUGUGUGAUUUGGUUGUCACUGAGAUCAGAUAUAUCUCAGAGCCGGUGGUGGAUAGAUAUCCGAAUGAAGGUUCAGGAAGAAGGGCGUCAAUCGGUGGAGAUGAUGUUUCACUCUUUGAUUGGUCUCACAUCAAUGUUUCUGAUUAUGACUCAAAGACUAAUUUUUCUCACAAUGAAGGCACUGUCUGGGACAAAAUUCCUGAUGUGAAGCAAACCUUAUACCCUCACCAACAAGAAGGUUUUGAGUUCAUCUGGAAAAACAUGGCAGGAAGCAUCGAGCUUCAAAAUUUAAAGAAUGCUGAUCCUCGUAGCGAAGGUGGCUGCAUUAUUUCUCAUGCUCCUGGAACCGGAAAGACAAGGCUGACCAUAGUGUUUCUCAAGGCAUAUUUGAAAGUGUUUCCAAAAUGCAUGCCAAUUAUUGUCGCUCCUGCAAGUAUACUACUAACAUGGGAAGAGGAAUUCAAAAAAUGGGACAUUGGAGUUCCAUUUCACAAUUUAAGCAGUCGGGAGUUAUCUGGUAAAGAGCAUGCUGAUGCGGUUAACACAUUCAAUAUGUCUAAUACACGGCAUGGUAUUGAAGAAACUCGAAUGGCGAAACUGAUAUCAUGGUUCAAAGAAACGAGCAUUCUUGGAAUCAGCUACGACUUGUAUGGAAUGAAAUGCAAAGAUACGAAAAAGAAAAAGCAUGAAAGUGUGAAGGAGAGAAAAAGGAAAUGUGAUAUGCAAAAAAUUCUACUUAAAGCUCCUGGUUUGUUAGUUUUGGAUGAAGGACACACACCAAGAAAUCAAAGAAGUCAUAUUUGGAAGGUGCUAUCGAAGAUUCAAACGCAGAAACGAAUCAUCCUUUCUGGAACUCCAUUCCAGAACAAUUUCUGGGAGCUUUACACCACUUUGAGCUUAGUCAAGCCUUCUUUUCCUGACACGAUACCGCCUGAGCUAAAAAGAUUUUGCCAUGAGCGGAGACGUAAAUCAUCUAAACAAUGGAGUUGGGAACCUGUUUCGGCCAACACAACAAGAAACACUUCUGAUGAUAAGAUUGAGAAGUUGAAAUUGCUAAUGGAUCCCUUUGUGCAUGUUCACAAAGGUGCGAUCCUUGAAAAUAAGCUUCCCGGGUUAAGGGACUGUUUGGUGACUUUGAAGGCCGGUAGUUUGCAGACUGAAAUCCUGAAGAUAAUUAAACGUUCUCAGAACACAGUAUUUAACUUUGAGCAUAAGAUUGCAUUGACAUCCGUCCAUCCAUCUCUUUUACUUGAAUGUGAUCUUUCAGAAGACGAAGAAUCUGUACUCAACAAGGAUCAGCUGGAAAAGAUAAGACUGAACCCGUAUGAAGGUGUGAAAACAAAAUUUUUGUGCGAGUUAGUUCGGCUUUGUGAUUCUCUUAACGAGAAAGUUCUUGUGUUCAGCCAAUUCCACGCUCCUUUACAAUUAAUUAAAGACCAAUUAAACUCGGCUUUUAACUGGUCUAACGGAGAAGUUCUGUUCAUGUCUAGCAAAGAUCCUCCAAAGGAUAAGCAGUCCAUAAUCCAUAGCUUCAAUGAUGAAAAUAGCAAAGCGAAGAUUCUACUUGCAGCUACAAAAGCUUGUUCCGAGGGAAUUAGCUUAGUUGGAGCUUCAAGGGUUGUGCUUCUUGAUGUUGUAUGGAAUCCUUCAGUCAAAAGACAGGCUAUCAGCCGAGCGUAUAGGAUUGGACAGAAGAAGGUCGUAUACAUAUACCAGCUUCUCGCUGAAGGGACUACCGAGGAAGAAAAAUAUGGUAAACAGGCCGAAAAGGAUCGGUUAUCUGAGCUCCUUUUUUCAGCUAAAACCGCCGAUAAUGAUGGUGAGUCCAAGAAUUAUGCUGUGAAAUUUGAAGAUAGUGUUCUUGAUAAGAUGACUCGGCAUGGAAAGCUCAGAGACAUGUUUGUUGAGUGCGUGGUACUGAGGAAGGAGCGUGAUUUGGUCUGAGAGUUUAGGCCGCAGAUCCAAUGUCGUGCUAGCGAAGAUUCUUCAACAUUGCUAACUAUUAAAUGGAAGAAAACAGGUUUCAU